AUGUUAGAAGAUAAAAAUGUCCCAUCAAAUUUAUUAAUAUCAUUCAAGCAUUUAACAGUUUUAACGCGUAAAAGAAGCGGAAUAAAGACAAUUCAGUUAUUAAUCGAACUGACCGAUUCAUCUCGUCUUCCUUGGUUUACUUUCGAUAAGAAAUAUGAUGCAAUUGUAGUUCAUAUGUUUGAAUUUUUAGUCUAUAAAAAGAUACUCAGCUCUCCUCAGAAAUCUGGCGUCUCUCGUCUAAAAUACCAAGUUCAAGGUAAGACAAACAAUACAGAUAUAGAUGUUUUUGGAUAUGUUCCAAAUUCACAGCUGGAUCCAAAGAAUUUAGUUUUAAUUGCUCAACAUAACAAAAUAUUAAAAUCAUUGAAUUACAAUCCUUCAAUCUUUCCACCACCUCAAGUAACUCGUAAAGAAUUUGAUGAAUACAUGAAAGAAUUAGAGAUUAAUACAGCAUUUAGCGAGAUAGCAAAUCGAGGUCUUGCAGAAGAAGCUCGACCAUAUGUUUGGCCUAUUAUUUUAGGUCUUUACCAAAAUGAAAAAGAAAAAGAGCAAUCUUUGAAGCAAAAACUUGAUGAAUAUUUAAUUUACAAGAAACAAUGGAAUCUAUUGACCCAAGAGCAAAUCGAUAACUCUAGACCACUUAUGGAUAUCAUUCAAGUUAGCGAAAACGAUGUACGACGUAACGAUAGAAACUUACCUCAAUUUAAAGAAGAUGAUUCACCAAAUCUUGCUUUGUUAAGAGUUGUUUUGCGUGUAUACUCAAUGUAUAAUAGAAAUUGCGGCUAUGUACAAGGAAUGGCUGAUAUUGUAACUCCAUUAAUUUUAUUAUUUAUCAAAUCAUGGAAAAACGAUAACAAAACCGCAAUAUUUUUCGAUGAAUCAGAGAGAACCAUGGAAGAAGCCGAGAGUUUCAUAUUCUGGAGCUUCGCAUCUGUUAUGAACAUCACUCAACAAGAUAGAGUUUUCGGAGACCUCGAACACACGAAGAAUUUUGUUAUAGAAAAGGCUGCUACACUUGCGAAAAUCUUACAUCCGCCUCUAAGAAACAUUAUUGGAGAAUCAAAAGAAAUUAAUGACAUGAUUUUCUUGUUUUCCCCUUAUAUCUUACUUUUCAAACGAGAUUUCAAACUUCCUGAUGUAUACAGAGUAUGGGAUACAAUUUUUACUUGUUCUUGUCCUUAUCUUUUCGCAAGAUACAUUUUAACAGCAGUUCUUUUACUUAUCUUCCCGAAGAUGCUUAUUAAGACUGAUGGAGCACUAUGGGAAGUCAUGGGCAUCACAGAUGGCUUUCUUCAGAAUGCUGACGUGAGAUGUAUUUUACAAUUAGCUCUUACAAUAUCAGAGAAGGUCAAGAAGCUUCCAAAGGAUAGUUAUAAUGAUAUAACUAUGCCAAUUUCUUGGAAUACAGCCCAUAGCGCCUUCAAACCAAAGUUUAUGAAACUGAAAUAA
Messenger RNA from Trichomonas vaginalis G3, 1449 nucleotides. RefSeq names its product regulation of vesicle fusion. The record is from RefSeq and is a predicted model, not a curated record. Gene Ontology annotation, molecular function: GTPase activator activity. Gene Ontology annotation, biological process: activation of GTPase activity. NCBI's taxonomy places the organism in Eukaryota, Parabasalia, Trichomonadida, Trichomonadidae. Bases 1 to 1449 code for a protein of 482 amino acids. The transcript has a single exon.